UUUGUCGGCAUCUCUGUCGCGGUCUUUCGCUCUUCCGCAACGCGUUUUAGGCAAGAAGCAAGCGUGCUUUUUCCAACACGUGGUUGUAGAGAUGGGACGGCCAGGCUUUACUCCACGAGGUGAUCGUGGCGGCUUCGGCGGCAGAGGCGGAGGAGGCCGCGGCGGCUUCGGCGACCGUGGUGGUCGCGGAGGCUUUGGCGGUCGUGGUGGCCGCGGAAGUUUUGGCGAUCGUGGUGGUCGUGGCGGCUUUGGUGAUCGUGGUGGACGUGGCAGCUUUGGUGAUCGUGGUGGUCGUGGCAGCUUUGGUGGCCGAAGUAGCUUCGGUGAUCGUGGAGGCCGGAAUAGUUUCGGCGGCGGCGGCGACGGCGAUGGUGGUGGUGGACGUGGUGGCUUUGGAGGCCGUGGAGGCCGCGGUGGUUUUGGAGGCCGCGGUGGCUUUGGGGGUCGUGGUGGCUUUGGGGGCCGUGGCGGAAGAGGGGGUGACAGGGGUGGUGGCAGAGGUGGUGGACGAGGCCGUGGUGGAGGACGUGGUGGCUUCAGGGGAGGCAGGAAAGUAUUCAUUGAGCCGCACAGGCAUGAAGGUGUCUUCAUUGCACGAGGUAAAGAAGACGCACUGGUCACCAAGAACCUUGUUGUUGGGGAGUCCGUCUAUGGAGAGAAACGUGUUUCAGUUGAGGAGAAUGAGGUGAAGCUGGAGUACAGGGUGUGGAACCCCUUCCGAUCCAAGUUGGCGGCAGCCAUCCUUGGAGGUGUGGACCAGAUUCACAUGCCACCAGGCUCUAAGGUGCUCUACCUUGGAGCAGCCUCGGGCACCACUGUAUCCCAUGUGGCCGACAUUGUCGGACCGGAGGGCCUGGUCUACGCUGUCGAAUUCUCUCACAGAUCAGGUCGUGACCUCAUUGGGGUGGCACAAAAGAGGACCAACGUGAUCCCCAUUAUUGAGGAUGCCCGCCAUCCACACAAGUAUCGGAUGCUUGUUGGUAUGGUGGACACCAUCUUUGCAGACGUUGCUCAGCCUGACCAGGCGAGAAUAGUUGCCAUAAAUGCUCACCAUUUUCUAAAGAAUGGUGGACACUUUGUCAUAUCAAUAAAGGCUAAUUGCAUUGACUCUACGGCUGAGCCUGAGGCAGUGUUUGCUGGUGAAGUGGAGAAGCUGAAGCAGGAGCGGCUCAAGCCACAGGAGCAGAUCACAUUGGAGCCCUAUGAAAGGGACCAUGCUGUGGUUGUAGGCACCUACAGGCCGCCGAAGAAAUCUGAAGGGUGAUACCAGGACCCGGCGCAGUGCUGUUUUUAUUGUAUUGUUUGUUUUAACUUCUUGUACCAGAUUCACAACGUGCACUUCGUGUCGUAAGCUGUAAUAAACGAUCUUUUUUCAACA
Messenger RNA from Dermacentor andersoni, 1378 nucleotides. It is a transcript of the gene Fib, whose product is annotated as rRNA 2'-O-methyltransferase fibrillarin. Gene Ontology annotation, molecular function: rRNA methyltransferase activity; histone H2AQ104 methyltransferase activity; RNA binding. The record is from RefSeq and is a predicted model, not a curated record. NCBI's taxonomy places the organism in Eukaryota, Metazoa, Arthropoda, Arachnida, Ixodida, Ixodidae. Gene Ontology annotation, cellular component: nucleolus; box C/D methylation guide snoRNP complex; small-subunit processome. Gene Ontology annotation, biological process: rRNA methylation; box C/D sno(s)RNA 3'-end processing.